AUGGGGGAAAGUCCCCCACCGUGGGGCAAAACUCCACAUCCCUUAAAUCCAAACCGAAGGCAACUACCCCAAUGGAUGGACCCUAAAGGAGAUCACGGAGAGAUGCAAUUUCUCCAGGUCAAACCUGUAGCUCCUGCCAAACUACCGAUCUACCCCUUCAUCAUUGCCAAAACCGUCGAACAGGAAGCCGGAAUCAUCCAUGGCGGAAACCCUACCGACAAUGGAAGCACAUAUUUGCUCAAGGUUCGCUCACCUCGGCAGGUGGAAAUACUGCUGAAGGUUAAACAGUUAAUUGAUUCUACCCCCGUUACCAUCACGUACCACCCAACACUUAACACCUGUAAGUGUGUAGUAACGUGCAAAGAAGUAGAAGGUGCAACAAACGAACAACUGGCAAGCGAUCUCGAGAGUCAAGGAGUCACCAGUGUUUACCGAUUCCUUAGAAAAGAAAACGAAAAAGAUAUUCCCACCCACACAAUGGUUUUGACUGUCCGCGGUACGGUGGUCCCCCGGUACAUCCGCUUUGGAUUUCUCCAAAUUUCCACCCGCCCGUAUUACUCUCGUCCGAUGCUCUGCGUACAAUGUGGGAAAUUUGGCCACACGCAAAAAAACUGCAAGUUUGACCCCAUUUGUAUCAAUUGCGGAGACAAAGAGGUUCACUCCAACUGUAAAAAAGAGCCACACUGCGUAAACUGCCGGAAUAACCACCCCACGAACAGCCGAACCUGCUCAUUCUUCAAGGAGGAACAAGAAAUAAUUAAACUAAAAACUGACACCGGAAUCUCCCAUAAAGAAGCAGUUAAGGAACUUCGUAGCCGCCUGAUUCGAUCCAGUAGUAUUCAACAACGCCUAAACCCAGAACGCAACCCUACGAACCAAGAGACCGAAAUUAUACAACUCCGGAAGCAAGUAGCCAUCCUAACUGCACAACUAGCCAUGUUCACUCGCAGACCACAAGACAACCCGACCAAUGACGAAAACGAAUCCGAAAGUGACGGCAGCAUGACAACUUCCUGCUCAACCGCCAGCCACCAAACCACCCCCAAACGCAUUCGAAAUGGCUCUUCCGAAGGAAUGCAAACCAGCAGUGAAUCCAGUUCUGGAACCACAACCCAACAGAAAUUGAACCGCACAAAGAAAAAACGGCAACGGAAUCCCGAAAACCAGAUCAACACUGAAAAUCAACCGACGUCCUCCAACCCAGGUAAAGACAACCGGCAGCUGUCCAAUCACCCCUCUUCCUCACGGCGGUAA
This is a messenger RNA of Uranotaenia lowii, 1254 nucleotides long. RefSeq lists its product as uncharacterized. Gene Ontology annotation, molecular function: nucleic acid binding; zinc ion binding. The transcript has a single exon. Bases 1 to 1254 code for a protein of 417 amino acids. NCBI's taxonomy places the organism in Eukaryota, Metazoa, Arthropoda, Insecta, Diptera, Culicidae. The record is from RefSeq and is a predicted model, not a curated record.